AUGAAAAUCAACGCUUUGAGCUGUCUUUUUUUGGCCGCUACUGCCAAAGCCAUGAUACUUUCGAGCAGUUCAGAUUCCAUAUCCAUACUAGAAAAAAGACAAACUCCUCCAAAUGAACCGAAUCCGUCAACCAGCCAACAAUCGAAUCCAUCAACCAGCCAACAAUCGCAUCCGUCAACCAGCCAACAAUCAAAUCCAUCAAACAGCCAACAAUCGCAUCAGAGUGUUGUAACAUUUGAACCACAUUCUCCAGAAGGACCAUUUAAACCACAUUCUCCAGAAGGACCAUUUAUACCACAUUCUUCAGAAAAACCAUUUCGUCACAUCCUUGAUGGAGCACCACCAUUAAAGGCUAGCGAUCUCGGCUAUGAUGAUGACGGAACACCUUUGGACAAAAAUGAUCCUAGAUGUAAGGAACUGUCUACAGCUGAACGGUGUAUUCGUGCUGCUCGUGAAAUGACUCCAUCAUUAAUGGAAAAUGGUGCAAUGAUCGAAAGAAAAAUGGACGAGCUACAAUGGUGCCAGGAGAAAUACGAGCGGAUGGAGCUGCGCUUUAAAAGUUAUAAUGAAGACCUAAAUCAACAGAGAUCAUCCCCAUACAAGUCACAUCGAAAGAUCACUUUGGAAAAACUCGAGGCUCAAGCUCAGAAAUGCAAAAAUGUAAGAGACGAAGUUGAAAAAAUGAUGGACGAGAGGGAGCAAAUGAUGGCUAUUAUUAGACGUUAUAAUAUUAUAGCCACUCGAUUCAAAAUAAAAGACCAUAAAUAG
Batrachochytrium dendrobatidis JAM81 is the source of this 768-nucleotide messenger RNA. RefSeq lists its product as uncharacterized. NCBI's taxonomy places the organism in Eukaryota, Fungi, Chytridiomycota, Chytridiomycetes, Rhizophydiales. The transcript has a single exon. The record is from RefSeq and is a predicted model, not a curated record. Bases 1 to 768 code for a protein of 255 amino acids.